Molecule: messenger RNA, 831 nt
Organism: Scheffersomyces amazonensis
Lineage: Eukaryota; Fungi; Ascomycota; Pichiomycetes; Serinales; Debaryomycetaceae
Exons: 1
Coding region: 1-831 (276 amino acids)
Cellular component (GO): mitochondrion
Source: RefSeq, a predicted model, not a curated record
AUGUCUAUGGUAAGAUUGACAUCUCAAUCAAGAUGUUUAAUAAGAUAUGGAUAUGAAAAUGUUAAUGUUACGGUCAUAGCGAAAUUAUUUAAACGAAAGUAUUCUGAAAUUUCUGUGUCUUCAAUUCAAGAUUGUCAAGAUUAUUUAAAUUAUUGCAAAAAUAAUGAGAUUGAUUUGAAUUCAGCUGUAUUUAGGGGUACCCUUUAUGAAUUAUUUUCAUUAAAAGUUUUACAAAAUCAUCUUAAUGGUCGAAAUCUAAUUAAAGUCGGUGGUGCAUAUGAUAAUGGUAUAGAUAUUUUAGGAAAAUGGGAUUUACAAGCUUUUUAUGAUAAAGUAAGUCAAUCUGAAAAGGAUAAAUUAAUUAAAAUCCCAUCAACAAGUCUUUUAAAACAAUCAAAUGUAUUUGACGGCUCAAUUUCUUUGAAAAAUGAUAUAACAAUUCUUGUACAAUGUAAAAAUUCAGUUCAAAAAAUGACAGCUAAAAUAAUAAGAGAGUUAUCUGGUAUUUAUCAUUAUCAUAUAGGUUCUCAAAAGAAUUUGAAAAGAGCUAUUGCAACUCAUUAUCUAUUUUUAGCAAGUCCUACAAGAUUAACUCCUCAAGCUAUUAAGCAAUUAGAUCAAUCACCGAUUCCAAUUAUUCAUAUGAGAUUAGAUCCACUUGUUCUUAACCAAGUAGAUGCUGAUACCGAUAGGUAUCUUCUUCAAAAUUGGAAUGAAGGUGGUAAACUACAUUCAGUAUACUUAAAUAUAAUGGCAAGAAAACUAUUACUGGGGUUUAAACUAGAAUUACAAUUACAAGCAUUAAUACAUCAACAAUCUCUUCUAAAUUAG